Molecule: messenger RNA, 1717 nt
Organism: Diceros bicornis minor
Lineage: Eukaryota; Metazoa; Chordata; Mammalia; Perissodactyla; Rhinocerotidae
Gene: DCN
Product: decorin
Exons: 8
Coding region: 142-1224 (360 amino acids)
Molecular function (GO): protein binding
Source: RefSeq, a predicted model, not a curated record
UGCUUUGGGAGCACAGAAGAGGGAGAGAGUGGCAUCCUACCUGAAUGAGCCGGGGAAUACACAAGGGAAGCCCGUUUUCUCAUUUAAUCUUUACAACACUCUUACAAGAAUCCUUGGUUGUGAAAAUACGUGAGGUAAAUCAUGAAGGUAACCAUCAUCUUCCUCCUGCUUGCACAAGUUUCCUGGGCUGGACCAUUUCAACAAAGAGGCUUGUUUGAUUUCAUGCUAGAAGAUGAGGCUUCUGGGAUAGGCCCGGACGAUCACCUUCCUGAGUUUCCUGACUUAGAGCGUCUGGGACCAGUGUGUCCCUUCCGCUGUCAAUGCCAUCUUCGAGUUGUCCAGUGUUCUGACUUGGGUCUGGACAAAGUGCCAAAAGAUCUUCCCCCUGACACCAUGCUGCUGGACCUGCAAAACAACAAAAUAACUGAAAUCAAAGAUGGGGACUUUAAGAACCUGAAGAAUCUUCAUGCGUUAAUUCUUGUCAACAACAAAAUUAGCAAAAUCAGCCCUGGAGCAUUUACACCUUUGGUGAAAUUGGAACGACUUUAUCUGUCUAAGAAUCAGUUGAAGGAAUUGCCAGAGAAAAUGCCCAAGACUCUUCAGGAGCUGCGUGUCCAUGAGAACGAGAUCACCAAAGUGCGGAAAGCUGUGUUCAAUGGACUGAACCAGAUGAUUGUCGUAGAACUGGGCACCAACCCACUGAAGAGCUCAGGAAUUGAAAACGGAGCCUUCCAGGGAAUGAAGAAGCUCUCCUAUAUCCGCAUUGCUGACACCAAUAUAACCACCAUCCCUCAAGGUCUUCCUCCUUCCCUUACUGAACUACAUCUUGAUGGCAACAAAAUCACCAAAAUUGAUGCAGCUAGCCUGAAAGGACUGAACAAUUUGGCUAAGUUGGGACUGAGUUUCAACAGCAUCUCUGCCAUCGACAAUGGCUCCCUGGCCAACACUCCUCAUUUGAGGGAACUUCACUUGGACAACAACAAGCUCAUCAAAGUGCCUGGUGGGCUGGCGGAUCAUAAGUACAUCCAGGUUGUCUACCUUCAUAACAACAAUAUCUCUGUAGUUGGAUCUAACGACUUCUGCCCACCCGGAUACAACACCAAGAAGGCUUCUUAUUCGGGUGUGAGCCUUUUCAGCAACCCAGUCCAGUACUGGGAGAUCCAGCCAUCCACCUUCCGGUGUGUCUAUGUGCGCUCUGCCAUUCAGCUCGGAAACUACAAGUAACUCCCAAGAAAGCCCUCAUCUUUAUAACCUGGCAAAAUCCCAUUAAUGUCAUGCUCGAAAAAAAAAAAUGAAGGCUAGAUACUGGAAACCUAACUGCAAUGUGGAUGUUUUUCCCACAUGACUUACUAUGUAUAAAACCAAAUAUGCAGUUUAAAUAAUUGCCUCCAAUAAAAAAAAUUUUGCCUGCCAUAUUUUCAGAAUCCUUCUUUGAAGCUUUCUGUUGAUGUUAACUAAGCUAUUACAGAUAUUCUUAUUUCACUAAAUGUAAAAUUUUGAGUAAAUAUACAUGUCAACAAUUUAGUAAAGCUUUUCUUUUUUAACUUUCAGAAAGAAUCAAAUUUUAAAAGUAUCAAUGUUCUGUAACUCGUAGAGUGGCUAGCUCCUUUGACAAAAAGUCAAACAUCAAACUCUAACUCUGUAUUAAUCCCUGUUAUUACUGGUAAAGCCUCAUUUGAAUGUGUGAAUUCAAUACAGGCUAUGUAAAAUUUUUGCU